AUGCAGGGAGACGAGUGUGAGCGAGGUGUUCUCGCCCUGUGUGUUCUCUGUGGCUGGACUUUCCGGCCAUUGCAGUUCCGAGAGGUAAGCGAGGAGGAAGAGGCUGAAGACAGUAUUGAGAUGAAAAAGCCGAAGGAUACUGCAAUCGAGGAGAAUGCUGCUCUUCUCAUAAGUGAAAAAAGUCAACCUGCCAUCAAAGUUCGAGACUUCGCUCGAGAAGCGAAAUCUCUGGAAGAUAUCAGUGCUUCUGAUGAGGAGCAUAAGAAUCUGUGA
Messenger RNA from Cooperia oncophora, 273 nucleotides. Lineage: Eukaryota; Metazoa; Nematoda; Chromadorea; Rhabditida; Trichostrongylidae. The record is from the annotation of a GenBank genome assembly.